GAAGGGCCGGGGCGGGGCUUGCCGAGGCUCCGAGUCAAAGCUCGGGGCACGGCCCGGCUCCCGCAGGCUCUUUCGAUUCUGCUGGCAACCGGUUCUGCCCCUGUGUGGCCUAGGGGAGUGCCGAAGGGGCCCGGUCGCCCUGGCCAGCCCCAGCCCUGGCUCCUUGGACCGCCCUGCCCAGCAGGCCCUCCUCCCCAACGACACAGUCCCAAAUCUGCUCUUGCAGCUGGGAGGAGCCCGGGAUCCCAGACCUGAACCAGCGAGAAAGCCCCCUGGACGAUGGGUGAGACGUUCUCCCAGCUGGGCUCCCGGGAGGAUGAAAACAAGCCGAUUCUACGCCCCGCCGCAGCCGUCGUCAGCAAGGCUGCCAGAUGCGCCAGCUUCGUGACUUGUCCCACCUGCCAGGGCAGUGGGGAGAUCCCUCGAGAGCUAGAAAAGCAGCUGGUGGCCCUCAUCCCCUAUGGGGACCAGAGGCUGAAGCCCAGGCACACGAAGCUGUCCGUGUUCCUGGCGGUGCUCAUCUGCCUCGUGACCGCCGCCCUCGUUGUGUUUUUCCUGUUUCCCCGCUCCAUCGCCCUGCAGCCCGCGGGCCUCAACUCCUCCACCGUGGCCUUAGAUGAGACUGACAUCCACCUCAACAUAACGAAUGUCUUGAACAUCUCCAAUAGCAACUACUACCCCGUCACGGUGACCCAGCUCGCCACUGAGGUCCAGCAUCUGUCCGUCGUGGUGGGGCGGGUCUCCAGCAGCCUCCUCCUGCACGUCGGCCCUUUGGCCAGUGAACAGAUUUUUUACGGAGUAGCCAGCAAGAUCGGGGAUGAAAACACAUACAAAAUCUGUAGCUGGCAGAAAAUCAAUGUCCACCACGUGCUUCUGCACAUCCAGGGCACCUUGACCUGCACCUACCUGAGCCAUUCGGAGCAGCUGGUCUUCCAGAGCUACGAGUACGUGGACUGCCGGGGGAACAGGUCGGCGCCCCACUCGCUCGCGCCGCACCCGCCGUGACCUGUCUGCUGUCCCCAAACUCCAGGCGCCUGCCAGCCUGGCCCGGAUCUCUUGCAGCACCGCGGUGUCUAGCAAAGGACUCUGGUGACUGCUCUGUCCUGCCCUCCCAUGCGCCCCCCACUGUCCCCCUGUGGCACAGGAAGUUAACUCCCCACAUGCACAGCAGCGGCCUCUGAUUGCCACGGUCAUGGAGGCCCGGCUCCGCUAGGGGCUGCUGCCGGCCUUUCCCCUCCUGCCGUCUGGAGGAAGGUCUGCGCCAGUGUUUCCUCGGAGGCCCCACAGUGGCCCCUGCCCUGUCCGGUCCGAGCACCUGAGCCGCCCAGCUCCUGUGGCCUGGCCUUUCCUCCUGCCUCGGUGUGAAGAAAGCUUUCGUUUUCUCUGGCUUUAGAAACAUGACUUCUUUCCAGGUUCUCCACCUAGUGAUAGGGAAGCACCAGGUGGGGGGAGCAUUCAGUGCUGUCUCCAGGGUCUCUUAGGGCACACAGGUGCUCUCCUGUGCCUUUUUCCUGGCUGUGGCCGGUGGCAACGUGAUGGCGAUGGUCUGCUACUCCCUGGGCGCUCGUCCCCUGCCCAUCUGCCAGCUGGGUCGGCCAAGGCCCUUUCGUUCUGCGUCCUUCCUGCUUCAAGUCCCUCCCGUUCCUGGGAAGGCAGCCGCAGCCACUCUGCAGCCCAAGCUUCUCUCCAUAAAGCAGUUUUAUUAUUCUCUUCACAGCAGGAGCCGAGGGGGAGGGGAGGGGAGGGAGGCUCCCGACAUCCCUGGGGCCCACGUGGGGAAAUCAGGCAAAGCCAGAGUUGUUUUUAAAGGUAUUUAUUGGGGGAAAGAAGUAUUUAUUGAAGGAGAGCCUGUGCGAGUAGGCGCAGCCAGCCGAGCAGCGGCCUGGCUGCCGUCCCCCGAGAAGGGGGCAGCGGUGGGGCCAGCAGUACCCAGCCAAGAGGCUGGGCUCUGCCACACCAGCACCCGCCGACUGCUGUCGCCGGAGGCGUCUGCUUUCCUUUGGCCAUUGGCCGUCUGGAGCGGCUCAUCCCGAGGGUUGUGUCCAGACCCCUCCCCCCUCUCUGCUGUCACUCAGCCGAAACUAAGCUCCAGGGACUCCAGGCCCCACGGGGCUCCGAGCAGGGGCGGCUUCCCCUCUCCAGCGGAGCAGAAGUGGUGUUUGCUCACGAAGGUCUUAUCAGACAGCGGAGCGAUGAGCUUAGGUGGCGGGGAAAGCGGAACUUCGGGAGUAGGAUGGAUGGAGGGGGGACUGGUGGCAGCCCGGUGGCCGGCUGGCUGGCCAGCCGGGACAGCAGGGGGAAGGAGGCUGUGCUGCGUGUCUCCACGCCUUGAAGUCUAGGCCCCGGGCUCAGGGCGGUGCCGGCCCGAGCACAGGAGUCCUGGAAAGCCAGGCUGGAGCUUCUGCUGAGUGUCCGGCACCAAAUGUAAAGAUUUAUACUGUAGUCAAUAAACUGUCCUUAACAAUGUUUA
Molecule: messenger RNA, 2470 nt
Organism: Phyllostomus hastatus (greater spear-nosed bat)
Lineage: Eukaryota; Metazoa; Chordata; Mammalia; Chiroptera; Phyllostomidae
Gene: TMEM106A
Product: transmembrane protein 106A
Exons: 9
Coding region: 280-1005 (241 amino acids)
Source: RefSeq, a predicted model, not a curated record